UUGCCCUUGUUUUAACUUUGCGUUCUAAGCAGGCUUCUUCACUGGUGGAUGUGGUGUUAGGUCUGCUGGAGCCUUUCACCAAAAUCAAAGGUGCUGUAAGAAACUGGGAUGGAACAGAAGAGGGUGAUGAGAACAAGAUAAUCCCAGAGAAGGAGAAGAGAAGUGUCAGUGAUGCGAUGAUGGGGACGAGUGACCUCGCAGAGUGGUCCCUGUCUCCUGAAGAGGGUGAAAGAGACUUGCUGACACUACAGACAGUGUGUUUAAGGGCAGAGGAAGAUGGCAUUGCAGGCAUCUGUCACAUCACUGCCCACCCUCAGGAGGACAUGGUGCAGCAUGGGCAGGGUGUGCCAGUGAGUGGGCACGAGGCCGUGUGUGAUCUGUGUGACUUGGGCUUGGUGCACAUUAACAUUCUGCAAGAAGGAAAGGCAGAGAGUUCAGAGAACAAGUCAAUGGAGGAGCCAAGUGACAUGCUGCUGAUUGAGGUCUAGCAAAUGGCCCAGUCUGAAGAGGAUGGAGGAAAGGAAGCAGAGGGUCUGAGCUGUAAAGCUAGUGAUGAUUGGUCAGACUCACAUGAUGAAGAUAAAAACCACAAAUAUUCAUCUCCAUCAGUACAAACAGUUAUAAGAGAUCCCAAGUAUCUAGAAUCUCAAAUGAGUUCUUCACAUCAUAAGGAAGGAGAAAAAGCAGUCUUCAGCUGUGAGCUGUGUACAUACACCUCACUCAAGAUAUCAAGUCUGAACCGUCACAGGAAAAUCCAUUCUGAAGAAAAACAUCACGUGUGUCACAUCUGCCUCAAGGCUUUUCGAACAGCUACACUCCUGCAGAACCACGUGAAUGUACAUACAGGGACCAGGCCCUAUAAAUGCAGUGACUGUGAUAUAGCAUUUGUGACCAGUGGGGAGCUUGCACGGCACAGGUGUUACAAGCAUACCUUUGAAAAACCUUUCAAGUAUUCAAUGUGUAAAUAUUAGAGUGUGGAAGCAAGUAAACUGAAGCGACACAUUCGCUCACAUACAGGAGAGCGUCCUUAUGCCUGCUACCUUUGCAGUUAUGCUGGCAAAGAUGCAUAUAAACUGAAAAGACACAUGGCAGUUCAUUCAGGUGUCCAGUUACAAAGUGUGCAUUCACGUAUGGCAGUGGCGGUUCAGUGCAGUCACUGUGAGCCUGCUUUUCACAACCAUUAUGCUCUUACUCAGUGCAAGAAGAUUCACGGGGAUGGAAGAAGUUUCAGAUGUGAUCAGUGCAGCUAUCCAUGCAAGCAGGGUGAUAUGCAGAAGUAUCCUGAAAAAUGUGGAUUGGUGAAGGCCAAAACUUCUACACCCAGAAAAAGAAGCAAGGGUAGAAGGAAAGAAAGGGAGAAUCCAAAGCAUGCUAAGCAAUAAGGUAAUCAGUGAAUAAGUUAGAAUUUAAUCAUGUAAAUUAGAAUGAAGAAUAAAAGGCUAAGGUGGUAAAUCUUCCCUGCUGCUUAAUUACUGUUUCACAAUGAAGCUAAUUUAAGUGCUAAAAAUGGAGGAAUGCUUUAGAACAGUCUUGAAUUGCUGAGCAGAAGUUCUGGUCUUCUGCUCUGGGUCACUGCUCAGGUACUUGUUCUGGGACUGCUAUUCCUCAGCUCCUGCAGAUAUCUUCCUAAAUUCCUUGCUCAGCAAUGCUUACAAAUGCAUUUUUUCUUUUCCCUUUUACAAAUUCACUUUGCCUUUAUAAAGGUGAAUGAAACAAUCAUUGCUGCGUUGAGCUGUAGUGAGUUUCCUUAUGAGCCUAUUUUUGAUAAUACACUGCUUUAAUACAGACCAGAAUGGAACAUUUUUGGUUUCAAAACCCAAAUUGCACAUUAAUCUCAAUAUGCAUCUUAACAAAAAAAUUGUUCUUCUCUCAUACUCAAAUCAGAUAAUGAUCCAAUAAUAAAAACUCUAGUGAUUUAAAUGGCUAGAGUCAUCCUUCUGUCAUGCUGAAGGGGUGACCAGGCCCAUUUACAGAUCUCUUGGCUCAGCACGUCUGUACAGUCAGAAGGGUGCUUGUAAUUACUCAGUGUUACUCAGUGUAGGUAGCACUUGAGCACUGAGCAUUUAUUCCUUCAACAUGAAACAGAGGAUGGUCUGUAGUUAAUCUCUUUCCUUCUCUUUCUUCUGCUUCCUCAUCUUUUCUCAUUAGGUUAAGGUUAAUAGGAAGUGAAUAAAUUCAGAUCUGGGGAGACCAGAAUGGUGGGCAGGUAGAAAUAUAUCUAAGGCCUAGAUGUCCUCAAACAUUACAUUCUGAUAUAGCAGGUUAUACCUACACUGAUUUGUGGCCAAUGACGCGGAGAUAAAAUUUGACACAGAGUAAGAAAUGUUGAAGCCUUUCUGAAUGAAUAUAAUGAAUAUAAUGAAUAUAUAUCAGCAGCUGAGUUUACAUUAGCAUUGACAUUUCUGUUUUCUCUGGUAAGAAUGUAAUGGUAUGUUUAGAGAGAAGUUUACAGCUGCAGUGUGUAUGCUUUUGCAAUAAUUAGAUUUAGCUGUUUAUUAAUGUUUUGGUGCACGCAAACAAUAUCUUUUUGGUAUCUUUCAUAUCCUUUCAUCUGGAAACUUCAGUUUCUACAGCUAAGAUAAUGUCUCAUUAGCUAUUGCUCAUGCAGAUAUUCAGUCUGUUAUUUGACAUGCACAGCUUUUAGAAUUUCUGUGCUAGUUCCAGAUUUCUUUUUUUUUUUUUUUUUUAAUAAUUGAUAUUUGGGAGUAUCCAUCGCUGUUCUCUUCUUGCACACUAUGCAGGGCCUGUGGGCUCCUCUCUGUGCCUUCAUAAAUGACUGUUACCAUAAGAGCUGAGCCCUCAUUAGAAAUGACUUGUGGCUGGUGCCACCAGUGAUUGGCUGGAACACACAUUUUCUUUUUUAAUUGUUGAUUAUAUUAUAAUACGAAAAUUUAAAUUUCCACUUAAUGCUUAGUUUUCCUCUAAACUUAUAAUAAGCGCUACUUACUUACCUGGCUCAUCGUGUAAUAUUCAAUGUAAAUUAGUUUCAUUAUCUAAAUAAAUUGAAAGUGAAGAUAUGAUGUUAUAUAUUGGACGUGAUCAGUGCUCUGAAUAUAUUGCUUGCUUGAAUUGUUACUAACCAAGCUGAGUGCUGCCCUGUGCUGGUAUCUGAGCAUCACACUACACAAAGUAGAAUGUAUAUGAAAAAAUAAAAGACAUUAAUGAAGUUGAAAAAUGACAAUCUGAAUAGUUAGAAGCCAGAAUGUGUCCUUUUUGAAAUCAAGACGGAAUGCUUUAGACCUACUCAGGAGUCAUUCCUUAUGGACUCGAGCUUUUUAACUGGGAACGCUGGUUGCUGUACUUAAGAACUUACAUUACCGUAGCUUUCAGGUGAUGGGUUUACAAAGUGAACUCCGUGGUGUUAUUUGUACCUAUAAGAUCAGUACACAUGUAUUAGUUUUUACUAAAACAGUACAUACUCUGAACAGAUGACAAUUUAAAAAACAAACAAACAACUUCAGUUACGAAUUAUAGAGGAGUCAUUAAACAUUCAGGAAGGGUUCAUGCCAUGAAAUAGAUACUAACGGUAGUGCUGCUCUGCCAUGGGCUGGUGCUGAGCAGUGCGCAAUGCAGCCGAUCAGCAGCGCUUCCUGGAGAUGGCAGCACCGGUUCACAUCUCCGACAGCAGACCAGCAAAAGAAAGAUGCAUGACAAAGGUGCUCUAGUUUUAUUAAUUUAUUGAUAUUAAUUAGUAAUUAAUAAUAUUUUUUAUUGUUUUACUUAUUUAUUUUUCCUCAGUUUGAAAUUAGGCAUCUCGCUUAACAUCUUGUGCAGGUGAAGGCUAAACCAAGAGGUUUUUUUAGCUGUUUUUCUUAGCAGAUGAAGCUCUAGUUGUCACUACGAGCUGCAGCCGCGCUGCCAGGAAGGAGAACGGGCUUUGAAUCUGCCUUGCUCCCACAGCAUCACGCUGCUGGGAUGGGUCCCUGUGACCUGGGAUUUCAGCACGCAGUGAUCAUUACCUUUUGCCUGGGCAGUGUUCUGUAAGAGCAGAGAACAGUGAGUUUCCAGCUUAUUUCCACUUCCUGAAUUGUCUCCUUUCCAAGAAAUUAACUGUCAUCUUAAAUUCCUGAUAUUUUUUCCUUCGUAUCCAAAAAACUGUUUGUGUCUUUUAAAUAUUGCUGGCUGGGUUUCUGGAUUAGCAAAACACACUGACUGUCAUCUGCUGAAGAUCUUCACAGCGAUUACUUUCUUUGUUAGUUAGAAUCAAUUUGUUACGGUUAUUUAACAAUCUCACAACUACAUUGCAAUUAGAAAACGUACACAGCCUCAAUUUCUCCAACCCCAGUUGCUUGCACUCCCAUUCCUGGUGCACAUUGUCUUGUUCUGUAAAAGAAACAGAGUGCAGUGACAGCUGUGGGACCUCAGAGCUCAAACCUGAAAUGACCCUCAUGGCAGCGCUGCCUGGUUCCUUCCCUAAUGGGCAGCACUGGUACUGGUGGAAGCAAAGGCACUGCACUGCUACAGCUGCAGCCAGAGCUCCCUGCCCACAGCUGUAAGCACAUCUCAGCUCUAUUAAUUGUGUCUGGUACUGUGAAAACCUGGCAGCUCCCUGCAGCAGCAGCUAUGGCUGUCUCCACUGUACAGAGGAGGAAGAUGAAACACAGAAGAAAAUUAAUCUCUGAUUUAAUUCUUUUGCUUUUAGGUGCAAUGAGACCCACUGAUAAAACAGCGUGCUGCUGCCUUCUUGCUUGUUUAAAUAAUUGCACUGAACUAGAAAUAGAAACGGAGGGGAGUGGCAGCAUGCAGUGAUUAAGUUACAUUAGAAAGCAGUGAGCGAAUGUGCAAGGAACCAAAGACAUUAAGCUGGUGUGGUUAAUCUCUUCCAGAGACAUUAAACUCCAAGUAUUAAAAUUGAAAUAACAUUCAUAACUUCAUAAAGGUCAGCGCUUAGGCUGAUGUAAAAACACUAUGGCAGCACAACUAAAGGCCACGGACGUGGCUGGUGGCAGAGUCUCGUGGGGAGGAAACAUGGAGGGAGCUUCAGCUUUUAGAACUGGGAGAUGCGGCUCUACUUUGCAUGCAAAAAGAUCUUCUCUGCUUGCCUUGAAAUCCCAAUGAGAAAUGCAGAAGUUUCAGGGGGCGCCUGCUGCUUUCGUCCUGACAGCAGCACAGCACAGGAGCGAGCUGCUGCUGGUCCCUGCUGCCCGCCUGGCAGAUGCAGGAGAGCUGCAGGAGGUCACAGAUUUGGGCAGGCAGGCUGUCCUCAUCACGGGGUUUUCUCUUUCUCAGAAGCAGAUGAUUGAAUAGAAACAAUAGACUGCUUUCCCCAUCUGAUGAUGAAGACUGACAGUUCGUAGGAGAUGAGUCAAAGGUUACUGAUGAGAAGAUCCAUCCAGAUAAUUGCCGUAAUUGUACCCUGAGGAUGCGACUCCUAUCACAAAGCCAGAGACUGUGAUUCUAUUUGUGUAUAAAUACUUGGCAGAGAACUCCGUCCUUUGCCUUAAAUGAAGAGAAUUCCUUCAUGAGAUACAAAUGGAGAAAAUCCUCUUAAAUAUUCUCUUUUUUUUUUUUUUUUUUUUUUGUGACAGAGAGCCCCAGGAUCAGCUACAAAGGUAGUGUUUAAACCCAGACAGUCAAAUAACCAGUUGGGUGUGAUCUCUAACAAAUUACAACAUUUCGAAAAUGAAAUUCAGCAAGUGUGGCAGUCAGAUGGGGGGGUUGGCAGCACGAGCAUGAAAAGUAAGUAGUCUUUAAUUGCAGGAAAUGACAGCGAGCAGCUCCUCGGCAUCACUUCUCUCAGUGCUGUGCCUGCACUCCUCCUGCUGUGUGUGGUGGGGAGCGUGUGGGCACAUGGCAGGGAUGGGGAAUGAGGGUGGGGGGUUUGCCAUGGGGACCCCAUGCAGCUCUAGAAGCUGUAUCCUGUAACUGUAGUGGAAAUGGUACAUCACGGCCUGAAACAGUGAUGGAGCACCUGGUGGGAAGGCAGGGCUAACCCAGGGGAGCUCAGGUGUAAGCAAUGCAUUUGAGUGACCAGAAGGGCUGGAGCCAGGAUCCACCCCUUCCAGCCCUCAUUUAAGGGUUGGCAGUGAAAGUGUAGGUAUCUCAUCUGGAGAUCCCUGUGUAUGACAGAGCCUCAUAGGCAUCCUGAAGGCAAGUAGCAUCUUUCUCUUAUUUCUGCACCCAUUGUUAUUGCAUCCAAGCAGGUCCUCACCUGCUGGAGUCCAAGACCUUACUGCUCUUCCAACUUGUUGUAUUUUCUUUUCUUUUGUGUCAUCGCAUUGCAGGGUGGGCAGACAGUGAGAAGUGUGGGCACAGAGGGCUGCAGAACCUGUGUUCUUUCAAGAUCUGUACGUAUACAGAGGAUUGUGGAAGGAUUUGUGCAGAAAAGUUUCAGUCUAAAGAGUUACCUGCUGACCAACACCAGCUGUUAGGAAACAUGUGACAGCAGCACAGUUUGGACUGAAUGUGACAGCGUGGUGCAAUCAGUCAGUAAGGAAAGGAAGAACAAACAUUCAUCCAAUUCAAUAUUGAUAAGGAUAUUUUUACUUGAAAUGGUGAUGGUGAUGCUGGAAUCAGAUGAAGCAAUGCCUUGAGGCUGACUCCUUCACAGCUUGUGGAGUGUCAGGGCCAACCAUUGCCCAUGCUGGUGAGCUUUGGGGAGGAGCAGUUCAGAUAGAGCCACAGCACUCUAUUAUAAAAGCCUCAUGACCAAGACAGAUGCCAGUAGCUGGAACUUUGGCUUAAAAAAAAAAGUGCUGUGUUCAUCUGUGUUGUACUGAGUGCUCCCUCACGUGGCCCUGUUAUACUCUGUGAUGCCACUGCUGAGUACACUGAAGAUAUUCUGGAUGCUGUUGGUGGAGUGAGAGGUGGACUGUGCCUGAAUAUUUGUAAGGAGAGUUAAAUGUGAUCUCAAAUCAAAUUCUUAUGGCUGCUGGUAAGGACUUUAUGGGUUCCUUUUAUUUGGGGGCAUGUAACUAAAGGAGAUGUUCAGCAUGUUCCUCAGUGGGUGCCAGAAAGCUUAUUUUCAGAAGUAUCUGAGGCUCAGGGAAAGUCAACGACAGCUAUAUUUACCCUGAAGUCUGUGCAAGUGCUGCCAAAAUCGAGCCAUGUUCUUUUUGUAGGAAUAACCAUGAGAAACAACAGCACUUGGAGGAAGGACCGGGCACCAUACAUGUGACUUAUCUGACAUAGAAUUACUUAGAUGUCUUAAAUGGGGUCCAAAAGGUCACCUGAGGUUGUGCCUUGAGUGCUGCCAUCAGAAAGGCAGACGGGAAAGGAAACUUUAACUCUCAGUGCCAUGAAACACAGUGGGAGUGGGGCAAUGCAGCUGGAUGCACACCAAGGGUCUGGUGCAUGGAGGGGCUCCCAGCACCUCAGAGCUGGCAUUUCACCUGUCUCAAACAAACUCCAGCUGUUUCUCCAGGCCACUUUUGGUGUGAUUUAUAGUAAGUUUGGUUGUUCCACACUUGCCAAGCAGUGGGCAAGGUCUGUGGCAACAGCCAGGCUCAGCAGCAGCCCAGCCACUGCUUCAUGGCAGGUUGGUUUGCUUGCAGCCUGAGGCAAACCUGAAAUCAUUAACAGCCCAUUUGCUGGGCUAAUGACUCUUUUUUUAGUAGAUGUAUAAUUUAAUAUAUGGUAACUUUCAUGCUUAAUUACACUCUUCAAAGCUUCUUUUGAAGGAAUUUACUUUUCUGCAUGCAUUUAUUAUACGGUGUUGGGAGCUGGCUGGUUUGCUUCUCUGAUAUUCUGUGUUACUUUAAGGAGAUUUUAAUUGAGAUGUGGAUAUUUCCUCCUCUGUAACUACUCACAAUAUUUUUAACCUUGAGUGCUGGAAAAAAACAAGUGAAGGUGUAUUACUGCGAUGUUUCAAACAUCAUCCUUCUGUGCCCUGCUGCAACCUGCCCCGUUGUUCUGCACAAGGCGCAGACCCAAACCCUUCCAGCACAAUGCAAGGCUUCAGCUCAGCAGCCUGGCCCCGUUCCAGCCCAUUUCAUGUCUGACUCAGCACCGAGUGCCCCCGCCGUGCUCUGUAACCUCAGUGGGAGCACAGACAGGCUCCUGUAAGUGCUGCUAAUCCCACGUGCCAUUGGCAUGUGGCACUUGUAAGGCUUGCUGGGAUCAGUUUGGAUGAAAGAGGCUACGCAUGUAAGAUGUUUUUCAUGGGCACCCCAAAUCCGGUACUAUAUCAAUGAAAGAAGGGUAUGACUUUGUCAAUAGAGAUGCCUUUCUUGAGCUAGGCGGCUGAUUGAGGGGAUGGUCGUGAAUCUGGGUUUCUUUCUGUGAGCUCUACUGUCCCCUUCAUGGAGAUUAAAUUUCCCAGUACUGAUUUCAGCUCCGCAGAGCAAGUAAAAAAGAUAAUCUCCUGCUUGGAUAUCCUCAUGCUAUUGCAAUCCACUAAUAGGAUCACCAUCCAGUUUUGACUUAACAGGCACCGGGAGAGGAUAAUCCUGUUUAUUCGGUCAUCCAAAGCACUGAUGAUCUGAGAUAAUCGGUGGCUGAGAGCAGCAAGGAGGGAUGCGUGAGGUGCUCUGUGCCUGGAUGGAUGAGUCAGAUGCUCAGCACUGCAGCCCCAGCCACAAAGAAGACAGAAACUGGAGAAGCCAACCAGGUGUUCAGGGCCCUGCAGGUGGGAUUAUCAUGUGUGGCUCUUUGAUGAGCCCUGAAGGGCAGAGUUCCAGCUCUCCAACCUUCCUUCCUUUGCACCUGAAGAGUCAGCACUGAACACUCUGCUCCUUCUGAUGGUACUUCAGGGCUCCUCGUGCAGAGCUCUAUGCUGCAGCCCAGCCCUAAAGGCAAGGACACAUCUCUGCUGAAGGCACUGCUGCUGCACUCCAGCCACCACACUGAAGUAGUGACUGCUCUCCCCCAAAGGCACCACGUGUUGAACUUGUAGCAUCUUUUCUUUACUGGUGUCGGUAAGAAAGAAAGGGUGUCAUAUGGUGGCUGCAGGCCGCUGGGGCUCUGUAGAUCCCUUCUAAAGAGACAGCAAGAGUUACAGGAUGCGCAAGGCUUCUGGUACUCGCUCAGUGAUUAGAGUGGUUGUGCAGGGUGACAGCAGUUCUGCAAUCAGCCCGCAGGGAGCAGCAGAGCGGCACCGGGCUGCUUUCCUCCCGGAGCCCCUCGGGGCCGGCAGUGACCAGGGAUGGGUCUGCAGACCCCCAGCAGGGAGUGCACUUCCCCAUCGACCUGAGGGCAUCACCGUGCUGGGCAGUGAGCACAGCCGGGGCUGCCACAUCUGAAUAGGGCGAGAGCCACUGCCCUGCACAGCAACAGCAUGGGACCAUCAGGAGAGCUGUGUGACUUCACCAGGUAGGAACCACUGAAGAAAAACUGUUUCUCAGUACUGUGGGGACAGCAAAUAAGGGCUUUUUCCUCACCGAUUUGGAAAGUUUCUUGUUCUUUGAAAUGCAUUCUGCAGAGCACGAGGCAGGAGCUGAUGGCCCCACCUGCACUCACAUCUUGCUCAGCCUGAUGACAACAUCUGGUGAGUUCCCAUUCUUCCCCUGUGCUCACGGUAGGGAACAUGCCUUAAUUUAACCCCACUGUACAAAGCUGGCAGCUGGGUGCCUGGCUGCGAUGCUACAACAAGUGUUUUCCUGUUGGCCAAAGUUCAAAUCAAAUCAGAAGGUCAGGCUUGUUGCAGGCUGAUUAUCGGCACAACGGGUGAUAAGAGUGGGGAUGGCUCUGGAAUCCCAUUCCAGGCACUGGAGCAGAGCCAGCCCAGCUGCAGAAGGACUGCAGAUAGCACAGAGUCUUGAGUUCAGUGAGGUUUUGGUCAGAUGGUGGCAUGGCCCUGGGAGAGGGAAAUAUGAUUUUCUGAGCUUAAAGCUCUCUCCACUGCUGGCAAAACCAGCAGCAACAGAAAAUGGUUUUUGUUCUGAUCUGAUUCAUGAAAGCAGAUGUGCCUGUGCCUUUUUGGAGCUCAUUUGAAUGUAUGUGAUGCACUUCUGGCUUUACAGAAUCAUCAGUUAGCAGAUGUCUUUUGAAUUGUGGCACUUAACUCAGAGGUUAAAACUACAUCAAAACACUCACUGGUAAGAAUUUAUAUUGCACUUAAGAUACAUUAGGGCUUUCUCCAUCUUUUUCCACUGAAAAUUAUCUCAUGGAAAUUUUUUGGCUUCUAACCAGUUUGCUACACAUCUCUCACAGGACCUUCAAUCCCAUGUUUGCUGAUUAACACUUCUUAAUAAUCCAUGGAUUCAUGGGGUGGAGGAGGGCUGGGGGCAGGUGUGGCUGGGGCUGCCCUCCUACGUCCCAUCCAGCUGGACCAGCUGCCCAGAGCCCCUCCUGCAGGGCAGGAUCAGCCCCACACCAUACCUGGGAGACAGCUGGAAACUUGAGAUCAACCGAUGAAGUCUGACAUGCUGAAGAUUAGGAAGAGCCAUUCUGAAUAUCCAUCUGAACUUUGGAUGUGGGAGGCUAAACAGGGACAUGACACGAGUAACCUGACAAAGGCUGUUUAGCUUAAAAAAAAUCAUGAUAAUUAAGAAGAGGAAGGGAAGCUCUGAAGCACUUUGCUGCUGGAGCCAUUGGGCUGCAGCUGUGCCGGUGUCAGUCAGUGCUGCCAGCUCCCAUCCCACAGCCAGCACGGUGGGCCCCAUGCAGUGCUGCCCAUUGCUUUGGGCUCUUAUCUUCUGUUGGAUUUUUGUUGUUGCUGUUUUCAUUUGGUUAUUUUUCCCCCCCUUUUUGUCAUAGGACCAGCUCAGAAUAGAAUCAUGAGGUCGGUGUUUAUAACUUCCCAAACCAUCUAUAUGCUGUUUUUAGUGCUGACGCUGUGCAUGAAAGGCCGUGUCACCACCGUGCUCAUGUUUCCGUGUGACUCUGGGGCUGAUUUGUCCCAUUUCGUAACCAGUAAGCGAAGUGAGUCUGACAGCCUUGAUUUCAGCUCUCACUUGCUGGUUCCCAUGCUGCAGAUAGGCUCCAUUAGUAGCAAAUUCCUGCCAAAAGAAGUGAAUUACAGUUCAGGCUGAAAAUGUGCUGGGAUUCCAUGCAAAACCUUCUCAACCAAAAUUAUCUGGAGCCAGCUGGAAGUGUGACAUUUAGAGUGUGCUAUUGAGCUUUUCAUCCUGACCAAAAAUACCUGGAGUGGAAAUAGGUGCCUUCUUUCAACCAUGGGAAAGCUUGAUAAUAAGAAAACCACAAUAGUCUUUGAGCAUUCAUUACCAACUCUAAGUCCCAGCCUGGACACAGGGGAGCUGUGAUCUCACCAAAGCCACAUGCAAGGAGCCCUGGGUGCAUGGGAGCUGUACAUCCACCUCCUGCAUCCCAACCCAACCAAGCAGAGCUGCUGCUGUCAGUGUGAGAUCCUUCCCAUCCCCUCCCCGUCGGCUCUGCUGUUUAUUGAAGCUCUGUCUGUGCCCGCUGGGCUCUGCUCCUCCCCUCUGGGCACCAGCAUGUGAAGCUGUUUUUAGAUGAUGUUUUCAGUCAGAGUUUCAAGCAAGAUGAGCUGGCUCAGCCCAGAGGAGGGAGAACAGCAUGUGAAACACAGUGGGGUCAGACAAGGACCGGCACCCCAGGCUGCCACUGCUGGGUCCUGCCAGGCAGUGCUGCAGCUGAGCCAGCCCCUGGGUCCACACGCACUGAUAUCAGAUGUAAACUCCAGUGCUUUGUGUUCACUUGGCUGACUUUGCCCUCCCAUCUCAUUCUGUUUAAUUUAGGGGGGGAUUGGGAGGGAUAUAUGUGCUUUGGAUCUGAAGGGACCCUCAGCCUGACCCCGGUACCUGACAUGGAGUGUUGGAUUUCAUGCACUUCACUCCCACUGCCUGUCCAGGAACUUCUGGCUGACCGCAGUGCUUCCCUAAGGGGAAAAAAAAAAUGUUCUUAAAAAAAGCAGACGGGCUGCCCCUGAUUGUGCAGUCAUCUCAGCACUGCUGAAAUGCUUCUUAUUCCCAAUGACAUGCCCAUGGCAAGGAGUCCCAGGGGCUUCUUAGAAAGCUCCUGGACAAAGAGCUCCAGCCUCAGCUCCCUGCUGCCCUGUGCCCUCACUGCUCACAGCUCUCCUGGUCAUGUGCUGGAGAAAGGCUGUGUCUUUUUCCCCACUUUCCAUUACACUUGGACUUUAAUGAGUAUGUGCUAUUAAACUUCAUUUCUGGUCUAUGAUUCUUAUAGGCCACAAGUAAGGAUCACUAUCCCAAGCAUCUUCUUGCCCUGCCUGUAGGGAAUGAGGAAGGAAAGCUAAUGGAAGCCUUCAAAGCAUAAAUAAAAACUUUAUACAAUUAUCUAUAGCCUCCUAUGGUACAACCUCGUUCUUUUGGGCUCAGGAGAUGUUGCAUAGGCUGAGGAGGCAGAGAGAGGAAGAAAGACCCAUGAGGGGAUAAGGAAGGGGCAGCCAGGAAGUGGGGCUCAGUGAGCUCAGCUCAGCAGCAGUGGGACCACUUGGAUGGGAAAUUGCCACCUCAGAGCAACCCGUGUACUUCACCUAUUCAUUUCCCUUCUUGUCCUUGCAGUACCCAGAUGCUUUCCAUUCUCCAAAAAUAUAACACCUGAAACAACUGAUGUUUCAUCUAAUAGAUGAAACAGAGGCAGGGAGGGGUAGGACAAACACACAACCAAUGGGCACAACUGAGAUACCUGGUGCAGUGCACUGCUAUGGGGCUUGAGGAAACACAGCGUGUCACCUUCAUGCUGCUGACUCAGGCUGAGUCAAAUGGUCAGCCAAGAAAGAAGCAGUUUCUUCCUCCUUUUGCUGUUCAAUGACCACUCUUACACCAGGAGAACCGUGCUGCCUACAGGAGCUCAGGCCCUGCUCACCUGGCUGGAGGCCCUCGUGUGCAUCCAAAGAGAGCACACAGCCCUGCACACCCAUCUGCUGUAAUCACAGCUCCCUGGAGAAAACAGUUUGGAAAUGGUAUUUCAAGUUGUUGAUUGAGAUUUUUACAGAUUUAUUACCUGUUGGUUUUUCUUUUGUUCCCUCUUUGGCUGCCAGCUCCCCUCCAUCUGCCACGGCUGAAAUCCACCUCCCCUUAUCGCAGCACGGUUUGCUCCACCUCUUGCCCAUUUCCAUUUUAUUGCCUCCCUAAUCUCAGCCUCCUGCUUUUCCUGACACUGCUCCCCCCUCCCCAUCUGUGGCGAUUAAAUCACUGCUCCUUUUGUUCGGUGCCACUCAAAAUCCCCUCGUUUCGCUCAGCCUUUGGGAUGCUUCCAGGCACUUUUGCUGUUGUCACACACAUCCGUUUUCCUGGCACAAAAAGGCCCGUCAGCAUCUGAUGGGAGCUUUAGCAAGCCCUCAUUCCAGCCAGCUCUGAGACUGCCUGAAUGUGAAAUGGAGCUGAGCUCAGCCCCAGACGUGCACAGUGUACCAGAGGCGGCUGUGGGACUAAUGCAGGGACACCAAGGGAGCACAGGGCAGCCCCAUGGGGCACAGUGGGCACCUGAGUGUCAGGCAAACAAAGCCUCAACUCCUGCUCCAUCUGAGGGAGCAUUUCCCCCAUACACAGAGACAGACACUAGGAAGCCAUAAUGUGUACACAAGACCAUGAGCCUGUGAUUUCCUCUAAGUUUUCAGAUGAGAUUCAGAGAGGGGAAAAAAUUGAAGGUUAUGGAUAGCAUGAGAAAGACAGAAACCAAAAUACAACCAAUAUACUGCAACUGAAGAUUUGAUACAGAUAGAACUGAAACAAACCUGGCAAAGAGAGUCACCAAAUCUGUUUUAAAAAGCCUCAGGAGAACAGGACUCUAAGCUCGAAAGUCUGGGCAUCAUUAAAGUGUCUUUGCAUGUAGGGGUGAUGAAUUGGUGCACUCAGCACCCACUGGCAUGCAGUGCUCACGGGCUCAGAGCUCCCUCAUCCCUCAGAGCUCACCUACUGAGCACAAGCACUACUGCUGUUCAGCUCGAUGGUUCAUUUUUAACCUAUGAUGUUACCUCUCGCUUUAAUUCCUCGAUUCUCAAUGCCAACCAUGAUCCAUUUGCUGUAUCUUCCCUCACUGCUCUUAUCUGCCAACAUGUUUUAAAUAAGUUUAGAGAGUACAGGAGCUAAAAAAAUAAAAAUAAAGAAGGCAGCUGAAGAUAAAAGCCAGCAGCACACUUGUAAAAAUAGAGCGGCCCUGCAAGAGGUGCUGAGUAAAUGGGUGCACGGGAGGCAGCGCAGCAGGCUGCAGAGGCACUGUUUAAACUGAAGGUAAAUAAGUGGCAGGGGGAGCUGCAGUUCAUGUUGUUCCCUUACGUGUUGGUCAGAUAAUGCAACAUAACUUCAGGCAAGCAGCCGGGUGCUAAAAAUGGAUACAGCUCUUGGGUUUCACCGGGUGACACACAGGCUGCAGUGCUCAGAAUUAUCCUCCUCUGAAGCACCAACAGGAGCAGAGCAAGCACGUGCCAAAGAGCUGCACAGAGGCACUGGGUGUUUCAGAGCUGCAACACCAGGGCUGGGAAAGGUGCUGAAAGGUGCUUCCUGCAGCAAAGGAUGCUCAUCUUUGGGACAGCAGCUGUUGCAGAAGGGCUGUGUGCAGAUCCCUGAAGCACCCUCUUGUUAAAACCCUUACCUGCUCCGGUUGAGCUGUGAAAGCUGCCAUCUUUUUUUGGUGACGGCUACAUUUGGUCAGUAAUUUAGGUUUGAAGCAUCCCAUCCAGUAACUUCACAGAAGCAGAGUUUAGACUUGAAGUUGGUUUAAUAUAAUAAAACAAUUGUCUUGAAA
Coturnix japonica (Japanese quail) is the source of this 14571-nucleotide messenger RNA. Lineage: Eukaryota; Metazoa; Chordata; Aves; Galliformes; Phasianidae. The record is from RefSeq and is a predicted model, not a curated record.